This is a messenger RNA of Phytophthora nicotianae INRA-310, 207 nucleotides long. RefSeq lists its product as hypothetical. The transcript has a single exon. Bases 1 to 207 code for a protein of 68 amino acids. NCBI's taxonomy places the organism in Eukaryota, Oomycota, Peronosporomycetes, Peronosporales, Peronosporaceae. The record is from RefSeq and is a predicted model, not a curated record.
AUGGAAGUUGCCGUGUCGGCCACUGUCCAGAACGGAGACAAGAACCUCGGCGUGCACGUCGUAUUAGGUCUUCUUGAAGAUGUCAAUGUCAGCAUUGGUGUUGGCCACGACCGCAGGGUAGAUGUGGUAGUUCUUGGUGUCCAGGCCUUCGUGGGCUUGUGCCGCAGCAGCCGCCUAGGCCUCGGCCUCAACGGCGACACCAGCUGA